GGUCCAUUUUUUCCCUAGUCCUUUCCAGUCGAAUUUAUUUUCAUUAUUACGUUGGCUUGGCUGGGGUCUGCAAUGUUGUCACCAGCUAUUAUAAAACCAUGUAUUUGUCAGUAGACGCGUGCUUGAAUGAAAAAGGUAUCCACAAAUUGAAGCGUGCUAUCUUGUGCGUUGCCUACUGUUCUUCUACCUAGAUGUUUUGGUGCUACGUCGGUCAAAUUUAACUGAAAAAACACAUUGAUGUUUUUUUUAAUGGAACACCCAUGAUAACUCUCUUCUGCCAUUUCAGUCUGGGAGCGGAAGUUCGAGCCGGAUAAUCUGUGGGAACUGGCUUUGCCCCUGUACGAACGGUGUUUGCAAGGCGAUGCCACCGCUGCCCCCUUGCCUCAUGAACUGGGCUUCUAUUUUCGCGAACUUGCAUACAAUUUUUCGGAGGACCUUGUGGAGGCGUACAAGCUGAUCCCCCUCGUUAACCUCGUGAUGACCACGGCGUUCCCCUGGUAUGAAGGACAAAACUACAGCGUUCCGACACUAGAGAUGGCUCGAGUUAGGCCUCUCAUGGAUGCCGAGUACGUCACGGCGGAUUCGGCGAAGCCACACAUGGCCCGCCUUAUUUAUGACAUCUGGAACGGCGUCACUCCGAACAAUAGGCUCCACAGGGCGGACGCGGGAAUCUUGGCGCAGGCGGAAGCUCGCAUCGCUGAGAGGGUACCAGUCGUGAUGCAUAAGAUACCCAUAAGCCUUCAAGAAGUAACGGGUGGGGAUCCGGUGGAAGAGGAAAUCGCCGCCUAUGUUCGUAACUACGAGCGCUACACCUUUCAAGGACGAGUACGCGUCAUGUUCCCCGCUGGUCUGGGAGCAUUAAAACGCCUCAACCAAUCGCACACACAGCCCACAAACCGAUAUGCCCGCCUGAUUGAGUGGCUGCACGUGGCAGCUCGGCUCGCGCUGGCGACGGGCAUCGAGCCGGCGGCCAGCGCCGCGGUGACCCUGAUGACCGGCGUGUUGGGCGAGGCGCACAGCGAGCGCCGCUGCCUGACGCUCUUCGACACCGAGGCCCGGCCGUUCGCCUUCGACCGCGUGCGGGCGAUGCUUCACACCGACGAGACGGCCGCCAUGGUGAAGCCGGCGAAACACAAGCGCCACAAGAACAAGCACAUGACGAUGUGGUCGUGGAUCGUCAAGCCCAACGCUGCCGAACAGAACCGAUCGUGA
Molecule: messenger RNA, 1212 nt
Organism: Dermacentor andersoni
Lineage: Eukaryota; Metazoa; Arthropoda; Arachnida; Ixodida; Ixodidae
Source: RefSeq, a predicted model, not a curated record